Microthlaspi erraticum is the source of this 939-nucleotide messenger RNA. NCBI's taxonomy places the organism in Eukaryota, Viridiplantae, Streptophyta, Magnoliopsida, Brassicales, Brassicaceae. The record is from the annotation of a GenBank genome assembly.
AUGGCUUCUUCGUCAAGGCUUUGCGCAAAGGGUUCGUCGACGCUGCCUUUAGAGUUGGUAGAAGAAGAGAUACUUCACAGGGUUCCUACAGAAUCUUCACAGAAGCUUGCAGUCUGGAACCCGGCUUUGAGUAGCCAGGUCAAAUGGGUCGAACCAUCGCAUGCUCACAAGCAUAAUGGUAUUUACGGUUUUGGAUACGACAGUGACAACAAGUACAAGGUUUUGAGGUUUAACAGAGGUAGGGAAAUGGAAUAUGAGAUAUAUGACCUCAAGUCUAAGCUCUGGACAUCUUUUCCCGCCACUUUCGAUUGGUCUCCGAUAAAGCCGAUCCAAAACGUGUCUAUGAAGGGAAACAUGUAUUGGAUUGCUAAAAGCGACAAGACUCGCAAAACCUUCAUCCAAAGUUUCGAUUUCUCCACGGAGACAUUCAAGCCCAUAUGCUCCUCUAACCCCGUUGAGGCAAGGGUUGUAGGUGUCUACCAAAACAAUAUGAUGAACCAUCACGAUAUGAUAAGAUUUGUCGAACUUGAUAUUGUAGUCUUGUCAGAUUUCGGAGGAGACAGGCUUUCUUUACUACAUCAACACAGAGAUAAAGUCAGCACAAGGGAGAUCAAGAUCGAGGUGUGGGUCACAAACAAGGUGACUGAUAGUGUUGUCUCGUGGACUAAGUAUUUUACUCACUCUCAUCUCCCUAUAUUACUUGACGACAACUUCUCUCUCCGUCAUCCAUCAUACUUCAUCCACAAGACCAAUGGUAUCAUGCUAUGGUGCGAUAGAGUUUUACAAGAUGAGGAUGGUAUUGUGCGUGCCAGCUUUUACGAAAUUGGUGAGGGUGAGAUCAAAAAAGUUGAGAUUGGACCACGGUUUAGUUCUAAUGGAGAAAACAACCUUUGUAUUGGUGGCUCUACUUACGUUCCAAGUCUGGUUCCGGUUCCAUAA